CUUUGUCCCAUUGCUGGAGAGUGUGUUUCCCAGCUGAUCCGACUCAGGAGCAGGAGAAGGACCAUCUGUGACAGCCACCAUCGCACUUCUUUCUUUUGCUCUUUUUUUUCUUGUUCUUUUGGGAAUAAGGCAUUUGUUUUAUAAAUGUCUUUUUCUUCCAACCAAAAGGGCAGGAGCUCCCAGAGGCUGUCCUGGAGCAACCUGCUGCAGAAGCUGACUGAGCUGAAGGGGCUCAAUCAGAGGCCCUCAGCAGGUCAGUACUGCAGGAGUGAAACCGGAUCUGUGGCAGACCUAUCCCUGUCGGAGUCCGACAGUAGCUUCUUCUGUUACCCCCUCGAGGAGACCUUGGCUGCAGAGGUGGUGGGCACAAUCACACAAAGCCUUAAUAAUGCGUCACCCAUCCUGUGCUGCUCCAAACUCAUCCUACCUGACCGUCUAAUGUACAACAUCAGCAGAGAGCUGCUCCAUCUGGCAGUCAACGAGCCCUGCGGACUGAGGGGGGCCAUGAUCGACCUGUGUGUGGAAAGGGGGGAUCAAGGAUUGUUGUGCACUGUGGAUCAAAUAGCAGUAGAUGCCAGCCUGGUCCCGACCUUCCAUGUGACCCUGGUUCUGAGGCCCGAGUCCGGAGGACUGUGGCCCAGGGUGAAGAAGCUCUUCAAAGGUGGAAAGCCUCCGUCGGCAAUGUCUCUGAGGCGCCACAAAACCCUGAGGCUGAGCAGGAGUUUCAGGGCCAUCAAGAGGAAACUGUACAGCUCAGGAGAACUGCUGAUUGAAGAAUGCCGCUAACCCAAGAGCACUUAUGUGCCUUUCUAGACGAACUGAACUGCUUUUAAUCAACCUUUACUGCAGAUUCACUUAAAAAGACCCAUCAACUUUAAUUGCACUGACAUCAAGGUCCUAAAACAAUUGUAAUAUGUGGUAAAUCGAAGGACCAAACUAUCCCAUGGCAGCUACUCGCCUGGUUGCAGGUGUCUGAACACAAGUCCUUUUUCUUUUAUAUGAAUGUGGAUUUCCACUUUUUAAAGGGAAUGUGUCUUCUAGUAUUACAUAUUACCUGCCUGAAACUGUUUUGUAUCUUAAAAGAUUAUGAGAGAAUAAAUUAUUUUCUAUUA
Messenger RNA from Xiphophorus maculatus (southern platyfish), 1112 nucleotides. Its product is annotated as DNA damage-inducible transcript 4 protein-like. The record is from RefSeq and is a predicted model, not a curated record. Gene Ontology annotation, cellular component: cytoplasm. The transcript has 2 exons. Bases 145 to 786 code for a protein of 213 amino acids. NCBI's taxonomy places the organism in Eukaryota, Metazoa, Chordata, Actinopteri, Cyprinodontiformes, Poeciliidae. Gene Ontology annotation, biological process: apoptotic process; negative regulation of TOR signaling; response to hypoxia. Gene Ontology annotation, molecular function: 14-3-3 protein binding.